UUCUCCAAUAUCAUAUUGUUUUCUUCUUUUUUUCUUUCUGAAUCUAACACAAGCAUUUAUCUAAGGUUUCUCAAACCAUAAGCUUGGAUAGUCAUUUUCUCUUGCUCUAAUCAGAUAAGUAUCAUUUGUGGACUAAUUACUUGAGAAAGAAAUGAGUGUAUUUCCAGGAUUUGGUGGCUGGAUCAAUCAAAACAGUCAACAACCUCCUAAGGCUGAGUCCAAGAGAUCUGAGAAUGUUGAAUCUAAUUCAGAGCCACCGUUAGAAUUUAAAUACUAUGAUAAAGAUGAAGUGGAUAAGCAAGUUCAACUUUGGAUAGAGGAAGACAAAAAGUAUCCAUGGAAAGAUGCUCCUCCUAAGGUGAAGGUGACAAGAAAAAAAGGUCUUUACCAUAUGCACAUAGAAUUGACGAAAGGAAGAGUUCCUGAAUCAGUCUACUUAUUAUUCGCUAAUCCACUCAACAACCAAUACUUCCAAGACUUCGAUGGGCACAACUUUCUGGAAAACAAAUCAAGAAAACUUUUGCUGAAGGAUGGACCGAGGCGGAUUGCGGAGGUAGAGAAAGUUGUAUCCUGGAAAUUCCUUUGGUUCUCUGGAGCUCUCCCAAUAAGUCUAAUUGUCGAAGACAACCAAAAAUAUCUUACCGGAAAUUAUAAGAAAAAGAACGUGAAGUUCAUGAAAGUCUUCGAGGGUAGCUGGAAAGUGGAGCCACUUUUCAUAGAUUCAGAACGCUUGUGCAAGCAAAUUAAGCCCAAGAGUCGAGAAGAGUACAAAAAAUGUAGUGGGGGACGAGGAAGGAUUGCAUCAAAGGUGACAAUGGAGCAGAUCUUUCAGCCUUCUUUUCCUCUUAAUCUUCCUCCCUUUUCUUGGAUCAUCCGUGGGAUCACCAUCAAAACCACCAAGAAUCUACUCGAUGUGGCUCCAUAAGACACUAAUCUUCAAAACUAAAAACUGAAAUACUUUUCUUUAAUGACCAAAAAGAUGCAAUAUGAAUUUAGUUGUUUAUUUUAUCACCUUGACCUCUAGACUCACCGUUCUUGGAUUUUGCAUCUUCAGCAUAAAAAUCUGAUAAUCACAAAUUACAUUUAUGAUUUGUAAUUUUAAGCUCUACAUUCAUUCUGCAAUGUCGCCAAAUCAUGAUAAUGCUAUAUAUGCAACAAAUCACAAUGAUGUGAUUUUAAGA
This is a messenger RNA of Arabidopsis lyrata subsp. lyrata, 1181 nucleotides long. RefSeq lists its product as uncharacterized. NCBI's taxonomy places the organism in Eukaryota, Viridiplantae, Streptophyta, Magnoliopsida, Brassicales, Brassicaceae. The transcript is spliced from 5 exons. Bases 152 to 925 code for a protein of 257 amino acids. The record is from RefSeq and is a predicted model, not a curated record.